UGUGGUAUAUAGAAUAUAUAAUAUAUUAUGUUUAGAGCAGAGACGAUUUUUUCACUUGUGAGCUAUUGAGUGAUUAUUAACGUAAAUUUGGUGAAAUAAAUUGAAGGCAAUAAAUUGAAAUAGAUACAUUAAAAUGUCGUGCACUCCGGGGCUCAUUGUCAAAUGGGGGAGCGAUGAACGAGAAAUAAAGGAUAUUUUUGAUGAUACAACAAUUGCUGAAUUGAAGGCUAGAAUUUACGAGGAAACGGGUGUUCGUCCUGAUCGCCAAAAGCUACUAAAUCUUCGGCUGAGAGGAAAACUAGCAGAAGACGAGCAAACGAUUGGUUCGAUCGGCCUGAAGCCGGGUUUCAAGCUAGUCCUGAUGGGAUCCAGGGAGGAAGAUAUUGCAGAAGCAAGCAAUCCCCCGGAGAACAUGAGCGAAGUAGUAAAUGACUUAGACAACGACCAAGAGGGCGAGGAAGUCGUGGUGGAGAACGCUGAGGUCUAUCUGGCGAAGAUCCACAAAAGAAUUCAGAAUUACAAAAUCAACGAGUUGAAUCCACUGCGUGAAAACAAGAAACUCCUGGUGCUAGAUAUCGACUACACUCUCUUCGAUCAUCGAUCAGUCGCUUCCAGUGGUAGUGAACUGAUGCGACCAUAUCUCCACGAGUUCCUCACUCGUGCCUACAAGCACUACGACAUCGUCAUCUGGUCAGCCACAAGCAUGAAGUGGAUCAAUGAGAAAAUGAAACUACUCGGUGUCAGCAAUAAUUCGAAUUACAAAAUAGCAUUUCACUUAGAUUAUCUCGCUAUGAUAUCAGUUUGCACACCUAAAUACGGUCUCGUCGAUGUGAAACCUCUGGGGGUUAUCUGGGGAAAGUAUCCAGCUUAUUCAGCAAAAAAUACAAUAAUGUUCGAUGACAUCAGAAGGAAUUUUCUCAUGAAUCCAAAGUCAGGUCUCAGGAUCAAGCCCUUUCGACAGGCUCAUCUCAAUCGAGAUAAAGACAGAGAGCUGUUAAAACUUGCUCUGUAUCUGGAGCUCGUUGCUGAUGUACAGGAUUUUCAAAUGCUCAAUCACAGAAAGUGGGAGGAAUACAAGAGCAAGAAACACCGCAGGAAGAGUCAGAGACCAAGUGAUGAGUUCCAUGGAUAAAUUACUCACUCAUUAUUUCGCUUCUCUUAGUUCCAUUCUAAAAAUUAUUUUUGACUAUUUCCAUCAUUGCGGUUUUCUUCCUCCCAACGACUCCGAAUUUUCCAAAUUUUCGUGUUUCCUUGGGAAAUAAUCAGGGAAAUUCUUCAAAAUGUUCAUUGAAAUUUUCCGAUUUUUUUUCGUCUUCCUAUGAUAAUUUAUUUAAUCUUUAUUUUCCUCUGGUUUAUCAGCAAAAUGAAUGAUUUUUUGAUUGAUAUGUCAUAUUUUUAUUUUGAUAAGCAAAUUUUGUCAGAGUUUAUUAUUAUUUGAAUGCAGAAAUUAUUAGGAGAGUUUCUUGGUUUUUAAUAUAUAUUCGGUUAAUAAUGUAGAAGAGAGAGAUAGCGCAUUGAAACGAUGCCAUCUGCAUGUAACGAGCUUCAGACAAGUGUUGUUAGACACCUGAUCUGAUAAUUACAAUGUAAAUAAAACAAGUGUAAUAAUCAUAAGUGAUAAUAAAUUUGAAAAAUCCAAUGAAA
This is a messenger RNA of Fopius arisanus, 1644 nucleotides long. RefSeq names its product Ubiquitin-like domain-containing C-terminal domain phosphatase 1 (gene Ublcp1). Gene Ontology annotation, molecular function: protein serine/threonine phosphatase activity; protein binding. Gene Ontology annotation, cellular component: nucleus. Gene Ontology annotation, biological process: protein dephosphorylation. Bases 134 to 1132 code for a protein of 332 amino acids. NCBI's taxonomy places the organism in Eukaryota, Metazoa, Arthropoda, Insecta, Hymenoptera, Braconidae. The transcript is spliced from 2 exons. The record is from RefSeq and is a predicted model, not a curated record.